AAAAUGGAAAAUUUAGAAUUAAAACAGAAAACAAAAAAGAAGCUCGACGAAUUGAAGAAGAAGAAGAAGAAGAAGCAGAGGAGUAAUCCAGUAGAGCAAUGCCUCACGUACUUCUCCACUAUCGCCAACCUUAUCUUGCGGCUCAUCACCUCCACUCUGUGCCAACACCAAUCACAACCCUCAGUUCCAAUUCGUCUCGCAUCUUCACCUUGAAACCAACGGUCUCGAUUCGCUUCCGCACCAAUACGACGAUAGGCGGGAGUGUACAAUGCAUGGCGAAUCCGAGGAGAGUGAAAAUGGUGGCAAAGCAGAUAAGAAGGGAACUCUCGGACAUGCUCCUCACAGACAAGGUAUUACAGUACGCUAUCUUACCAGAAGCUGCCUUAGGCGCCGACCGUUACCUCUCUUCGCUCACCACCAUAAGCGAUGUAGAAGUUUCCGCUGAUUUACAGGUCGUGAAAGUGUAUGUAUCUGUUUUUGGAGAUGAUAGAGGGAAGGAGGUGGCUAUUGCAGGGUUGAAAUCAAAGGCGAAGUAUGUUAGGAGCGAGCUGGGGAAGCGAAUGAAGUUGAGGUUGACGCCAGAGAUUCGGUUUAUUGAAGAUGAAUCUUUAGAGAGAGGAAGCAGGGUGAUUGCAAUAUUAGAUAGGAUAAAGGCUGAGAAGAAAAGUGCAGAAGAUGAAGGAGAAGAGCAGUUUGGAACAUCUGACUUACCUGAAGUGGACAGAGAUUGGGAGGGAGAUGAUCUGGAUGACGACAUUAUCUAUGUGAAGUGAUUGCCUCCUUAAGCAGCAGCUGUUCAAAUGCUUUGUGCUGAGCAUCAUCUCAUGUUGUUAGAGAUGAUUAGCUCUAAUAGGUGGCUAACAAGGAUGUUACUUUUAGUCUUCCACUCGCUCCAGCACUCUUAUGUUUAAACUAUAUCCCUUUCGAAGAUAUUGAGACUUUGCCAUCUGCUCUGGGUGUGGUUGUCUGCUACAUCUACUGUCAAAUGUCAAAGCCAGCUUGAUGGAUUCUCUGGAAGUUGAGAAAUUUUACUCCUAUCAUGUAAACAUUUGUUAGUAUCCAACAAAAAACACUCAGUCUCGAUAAUAUUUGUAGAAUUUUUUUUUUCAAUUCUGUUCGGAACAUUUUUUACAUCAAUGCAAAGUACUAGCCAUGAAAAAUGUACAAAAACUUUAGAGAA
This is a messenger RNA of Carica papaya (papaya), 1180 nucleotides long. RefSeq names its product ribosome-binding factor A family protein. Gene Ontology annotation, biological process: ribosome biogenesis; rRNA processing. The record is from RefSeq and is a predicted model, not a curated record. Gene Ontology annotation, molecular function: ribosomal small subunit binding. Lineage: Eukaryota; Viridiplantae; Streptophyta; Magnoliopsida; Brassicales; Caricaceae.